Messenger RNA from Callorhinus ursinus (northern fur seal), 3872 nucleotides. The record is from RefSeq and is a predicted model, not a curated record. Lineage: Eukaryota; Metazoa; Chordata; Mammalia; Carnivora; Otariidae.
AUGUGGAACAGACAUUUUGUCUUCUAUCUCCUGCUUUUGCCAGCUUUUAUGAGUCAAACAAUACAUGGACAAAGAAAGAAAGGAUCAAAGUCCAAUUUACUUGCAAGGAAAAAUGAUCUCCAGGACUCUACUUGCUUCAUAGAUGUUGUCUUCAUUGUGGACAGCUCUGAAAGUUCUAAAAUUAUUCUCUUUGAUAAACAGAAAGAUUUUGUGGAUAGCUUGAGUGACGAGGUUUUCCAGUUGACCCCAGUUCGCUCCUUGAAAUAUGACAUCAAACUGGCAGCGCUUCAGUUUAGCAGCUCUGUCCAAAUCGAUCCACCUUUUUCUUCUUGGAAGGAUCUGCAGACGUUUAAACAGAGGGUCAAGUCUAUGAAUUUCAUCGGGCAAGGCACCUUCUCUUAUUAUGCUGUCUCCAAUGCCACUGGGCUACUUAAGAGAGAAGGCCGUAAAGAUGGUGUGAAGGUGGCUUUGCUGAUGACUGAUGGCAUUGACCAUCCAAAGAAUCCAGAUGUUCAGAGUAUUUCGGAAGAUGCCAGAACUGCAGGGAUAUUAUUUAUCACCAUUGGACUUUCCACUGUAGUCAAUGAAGCCAAACUUCGUUUGAUAUCUGGGGAUUCAUCCAGUGAACCCAUUCUACUGUUAAGUGAUCCAACCCUUGUAGAUAAAAUUCGAGAUCGCCUGGAUAUCUUAUUUGAAGAGAAGUGCGAACACAAGAUUUGUGAAUGUGAGAAGGGGGAUCCAGGCGACCCAGGGCCUCCUGGUACACAUGGAAACCCAGGUAUCAAAGGUGAGCGAGGACCAAAAGGAAACCCGGGUGAUGCUCAAAAAGGGGAACCUGGAGAAAGAGGCCCAGGGGGAAUUCCUGGGUACAAGGGUGAGAAGGGGGAAAGUGGAGAAUGUGGCAAACCAGGAAUAAAAGGUGACAAAGGGUCUUUAGGACCACAUGGACCAAAGGGGCCCAGAGGACUUCAGGGCAUAAGUGGACCUCCAGGGGAUCCAGGCCCGAAGGGAUAUCAAGGCAAUAAGGGUGAACCAGGUCCCCCUGGUCCUUAUGGUCCUCCAGGAGCCCCUGGUAUUGGACAGCAAGGAAUUAAGGGGGAAAGAGGUCAGGAAGGAAGAACAGGGGCGCCAGGACCGAUUGGCAUUGGGGAGCCAGGCCAGCCAGGUCCCCGUGGUCCUGAGGGAGCACCAGGAGAGAGGGGCUUACCAGGAGAAGGAUUUCCAGGGCCAAAGGGUGAAAAAGGCUCUGAAGGACCAAUUGGCCCACAAGGAUUACAAGGCCUGUCAAUCAAAGGGGACAAGGGGGAUUUGGGACCUGUGGGACCCCAGGGACUAGUGGGCAUCCCCGGAAUUGGGAGUCAAGGAGAACAGGGAAUCCAAGGUCCUAUGGGUCCACCUGGUCCACAAGGGCCUCCAGGACAAGGCUUGCCUGGUGCCAAGGGAGAAGUAGGCCAGACAGGAGCUACGGGUCCUAGAGGACCAGUGGGAGUUGGAGUACAAGGCCCAAAGGGGGAGCCAGGCUCAAUAGGGCUCCCAGGACAACCCGGAUUUCCAGGAGAGGAUGGAGCUGCAGGGAAGAAGGGAGAAGCAGGCCUUCCAGGAACAAGGGGCCCAGAAGGACCACCUGGAAAAGGACACCCUGGCCCCAAGGGUGAUGAAGGAAGGAAAGGGAGCAAAGGAAAUCAAGGACAGAGGGGAUUUCCAGGGCCCGAAGGGCCAAAGGGUGAACCAGGAAUUAUGGGCCCUUUUGGGAUGCCUGGAGCAUCACUUCCUGGACCACCUGGGCCAAAGGGAGAUAGAGGAGGACCCGGGCUGCCUGGAUUUAAAGGAGAACCUGGAAUUGCUGUUCGAGGACCAAAGGGGGCCCAAGGACCUCGUGGACCAGUGGGUGCUCCAGGACUCAAAGGGGAUGGCUAUCCUGGUGUGGCUGGACCUCGGGGACUACCAGGGCCCCCUGGGCCAAUGGGCUUACGUGGAGUGGGGGACACUGGCGCAAAGGGAGAGCCUGGUGUCAGAGGCCCCCCAGGCCCCUCUGGGCCUCGGGGCAUAGGAACCCAAGGGCCAAAGGGAGAUAUUGGGCAGAAAGGCUUGCCUGGCCCUCCUGGUGCCCCUGGCUAUGGAUUACAAGGAAUUAAAGGGGAGCAAGGACCCCAAGGCUUUCCAGGGCCAAAGGGCAUGACAGGCCGUGGCCUCCCUGGCCAGAAGGGAGAGCAUGGAGAACAGGGCACCAUGGGAAAGAAAGGCGAUAAAGGGGAAAUUGGAGAGCCCGGAUCCCCAGGAAGACAGGGGUUACAAGGACCAAAGGGAGACAUAGGACUUACAAGAGAAGAAAUUAUCAAAAUUAUUUUUGAAAUAUGUGGGUGUGGGCCCAAAUGCAAAGAGACUCCUCUAGAACUGCUGUUUGUGAUUGACAGCUCCGAAAGCGUAGGGCCAGAGAACUUUGAGAUCAUCAAAAGUCUUGUGAAGACUCUGUCCGACCAGGUUGCUCUGGACCUCACUACAGCCCGCAUAGGCAUCAUCAACUACAGCCAUAAGGUGGAGAAAGUUGCUCAUCUGACUCAGUUCUCCAACAAGGACGACUUCAAGUUGGCUGUGGACAACAUGCAGUAUCUGGGGGAAGGCACCUACACAGCCUCAGCUCUCCAUGAGGCCAACCACAUGUUUGAAGCCGCAAGGCCAGGUGUAAAGAAGGUGGCCUUGGUCAUCACUGAUGGGCAGACUGAUACCCGAGAUGCAAAGAAUCUGACGGAAGUGGUGAAGAAAGCCAGUGACAUCAAUGUGGAAAUAUUUGUGAUUGGGGUAGUGAAGAAAAAUGACCCCAACUUCGAAAUGUUCCACAAAGAAAUGAAUCUCAUUGCUACUGACCCAGAUAGUGAGCACGUUUAUCAGUUUGAUGACUUCAUUACCCUGCAAGACACCCUGAAGCAAAAAUUGUUUAAAAAAACAUGUGAGGAUUUUGAUUCCUACCUCAUUCAAAUUUUGGGUUCACCGCCACUUCAACCUGGAUUUGGGAUAUCAGGGGAAGAACUUGGUGAAUCCACGCCAGAGCCUCAGAAAGAGAUUUCGGAGUCUGUCAGUGUCACUGGAGCCCAGGACAAAGAGAAUGAGCCUCCAGAGCCUAGCUGGGCUGACCACCUGACCACCAGUCCUUCACCUGAGGCUGCUACCACGGAGGGGCCAUUGCUUGGCCACCCUGAGGAUGGGGCAGAGGAUCCUAGAUGCUUGGAAGCCCUAAAGCCAGGAAACUGUGGCGAAUACGUGGUUCGAUGGUAUUAUGACAAACAGGUCAACUCCUGUGCCCGCUUUUGGUUCAGCGGCUGUAAUGGCUCAGGAAAUAGAUUCAACAGUGAACACGAAUGUCAAGAAAUCUGCGUUCAAGGAUGAGCCUAUGACCCUCAUUCAAGUUUGGCAGCAUAAAACAGGGCACUCGAGGAAGAGGGAGCUGGAGCAACAACCAUCUGAACAAAAACAAUUUUGUAUGGUUUAAUUAAAAUUUUGUUAGGCAAUAUUUGGUACCACAAAAGAAUAUAUGCAAUAUACCUGUAAGCUACCAGAAAUGAUGAUAAGAUAAACACAAGUGAACAUAUCAUACUGACAAUUCACCAAACACAAUCAAUUCUGUUGAAGUUUCCUGUGUGGACUUCUCCAAUCCCAGCCCCCUGUUUCCUGCCAGGGAUAACCCAUCUUGAAUUUUGUGUUUACCAUUUUACUUUGCUAUUGGGUUUUUAUAUGUAAUUUUACAUGUAAAAUCACAUAUAUAUCUAUGUAGCUUUACACAAUACAUAGCCUUGCUUAUUUUCGAGCUUUAUAAAAAUGGAGUCCUAUUUUCAUCUUCUGCAACUUGCUAUUAUCAAUGUUAUAAUUAAUCCGUA